AUGUGCAUUAAAAUGAGGGAAAGAAUUGCGAGGGGGCAUUGGUGCAAUGGAUUGGUACUAGCUGUAUGGGGAAAGUGGGUGACAUCAGUUAAGAAGGGAGUGUUGAAGUAACAGCUGCUCUACCUUACAGGAGAUUGGAGGGGGACUCCGCCGACGUCCUCUGACUCUCUCGAGGAGAAACACGCAUAUCAACAAACGAGUAGGGCACCUUGGAUCGACGCUGCUUGCUUUAGUGGAAAUGUGUUUUGACGUUUUGCUGCCUACAUCCAGUAUUCAGACAGGCGCGUGCGUUAUAACAUCCUCGAUGCAUUCUCUUCCCAUCAUCCAUGUUUCUGGACAUACAGUCAUAACAACAACCUCAUAACCAACACAAUGAAGGUGAUGGUGAAAUGGUCAGAACCGAGAGACUAUUUGAGAAGAAGUGCAUGCACUUGAUGUGUGAAGGGCAAGAAGGAGACGGAAAGUGCGAGUGGGUAAUGUGACGUUGUUCAUGCGACUUCGCCCAGGCUGCCGCUCUCGAGCAACCGUAUCGGGACCAGCGGCGGAUGGGGUGACUUACCCGCAGGGAUAGACCCGGACGAGGGCCGCCACAUCCUGAAGCCAUCCCCGGGGUCUCCGUGGGGCUGGGAGGUACGGGGGAAAGAUGCAGGAGGCGACGGCAGAUGGAGAGGAGCCCAUUCUGAACGGAGCUGGUAGGGAAGAGCAGCGUCCAGUGAAGCAGUCCUUGGCUGCCUCUCUGUGUCGAGAGUCUCACUGGAAGUGUCUUCUCCUCACUCUGCUCAUGUUCGGGUGUUUUGGCACAUUGGCUUGGUGCAAGCUGUGCAAAGUUCCAGUGCUAGCUCCGACAGAGCCCGAGGCUGCUGUCGUGGAGCCUGGAGACCCCUCUACGACCUCAGCAAGCUCCGAUGUCUACAUCCCCCUAGAAGUGGAUUUGGAUAGUCCCUGUUCCAGCGGCUACAUUUAUAUUCCUCUCGCUUUCCUGGCCAUGCUGUACGUGGUCUACCUGGUGGAAUGCUGGCACUGCUACUCCAAGACGGCCAUGUUGGCUCAAGCAGAGGUUGCGGAGGUGUAUGAGCGUGUACAAAGGCUGCAGCAAGCAACGCCGUGCAUUUGGUGGAAGGCCAUCAGUUACCACUACGUGCGACGGACAAGACAGGUAACGCGCUACCGCAACGGGGAUGCCUAUACCACUACGCAAGUGUAUCAUGAGCGUGUGAACACGCAUGCCGCAAGCUCAGAGUUUGACUAUGCGAGGUAUGGCGUCAAAGAUGUUUCAAAGGAGCUUAGAGGCCUAAUGGAUUACCCAGCGGUACGGCUGCGCUUCACCAAAUGCUUUAGUUUCGCCAGUGCCCGAGCGGAGGCUGCCUACCUCACCCAGCGAGCACGUUUUUUUGGUGAAAACGAAGGACUUGAUGAUUACAUGGAGGCACGGGAAGGAAUGCAUUUGAAGAAUGUGGACUUCCGUGAGCACAUCCUUGCUUUCCCAGACCCAGCCAGACAGCCCUGGUACGCCAGGCGUAAAGUUUUCUGGCUGGCCUCAGCCCUGCUCCUGUCCUGGCCACUUCGGGUUGUUGCGGAGUAUCGCACUGUGUAUGUGCACUACCAUGUAGAGAAAUUGUUUGGUGAUGCUGAUGAUAACAGUAGGGGUGACGUAACUGAGAAUGGUGGAGUCAACGAGAAUGGACACAGACCUGGACCUGGGACCGGAUCGAGCUAUCGUGCCAUUUCACGUGUCAAUACGGUGGACAUGACAGAGCUGGAGUGGCACAUUCGCUGCAACCAGCAGAUGGUGCCAAGCUACUCUGAGGCCCUGUUGAUGGAUCCUGGUUCCAGGGGUAACCAAGGUACCAACACUCCUCCAGCUGGGCAAGGGACUAACUCAACAGCAGGUGGCCCAAAUCUUCCAGUGGCCUUCGCUUCGGCCUACUUGCUCCAGAACUGUCCUCGUUGCCGCCGCACCACAAGCAGUGCUUCCCUUCCGUCCUGGCUGAGAGGCCCGACUGCAGCCCUGCUGAGUGGAACCAUGGCUGGGAUGAGAGCUAGUGGAUCAGGAGGUGGUCCUGGAGGCCCGGGACGGCUGGUUCUGAGCAGGAGCGGCUUCUCAUUAGGACGGCUCCAAGCUCCUCGGCCAUCGUCCCUCUUCCACUCCCGAAGUGUCGGUGGAGGACUUGCGACAAGAGGAGAAGAGGCAAGUGGGGGAGGUGGUUUCUUAGGUUUGGGAGCUAGACAAGACGAAGAGAGCAGAAGAGUGCUGGGGGGAGAGGGUGAUGAGGAUGAGGAGGUGCCAAAUGUGGUGGACAGAGAAGGAGGGGGAGGUGAGAGAGAUGGGGAGGAAAGAGAGCAACAGGAGGACGCAGAAGAAGAUGAAGCCAGGGAGGGAGACGGACCUCCUACAUAUCAGGAUGCCUUUUUCUUCCCGGUGUUGAUUGUGCAUGGAGAGGAGAGUUGCCAUUCAGGUGAGGACAAUUCCUGAAAAAUGCCCAUCAAAAAGUGCAUUGAGGUGGCAAGACAAAAAGAGAGAUGAUUAGAAAAGUCAUGGCCAAAUAGAAUGUGAAGGAAGUAAUUUGUCAGUUGAGCUCCACUCCCCUUGGUCACUGUUGCUAACUCAGACAAACUUUACAGAAUAUACCAUAAGAUUGAACUAGAGAUAUACAUACACUGUGAGUUUUUACAUUUUAAAUUAUGCAUGCAUAUGAAUGAGUAAAAAAAAAAGUUAAAAACCGACGUCA
Molecule: messenger RNA, 2729 nt
Organism: Sinocyclocheilus anshuiensis
Lineage: Eukaryota; Metazoa; Chordata; Actinopteri; Cypriniformes; Cyprinidae
Product: transmembrane protein 151B-like
Exons: 2
Coding region: 644-2473 (609 amino acids)
Source: RefSeq, a predicted model, not a curated record